Papaver somniferum (opium poppy) is the source of this 1019-nucleotide messenger RNA. RefSeq lists its product as uncharacterized. Gene Ontology annotation, biological process: box C/D snoRNP assembly. The transcript is spliced from 5 exons. Gene Ontology annotation, molecular function: box C/D methylation guide snoRNP complex binding. Bases 115 to 657 code for a protein of 180 amino acids. The record is from RefSeq and is a predicted model, not a curated record. Lineage: Eukaryota; Viridiplantae; Streptophyta; Magnoliopsida; Ranunculales; Papaveraceae.
AAAGAGCGAUUUCUCUAACCAGGUCAUAAAAACCUCGUCUUAGGGUUUAGACGGCUUGAUUUGUCAUCCCUCCUCAACCGAAAGUGAGAACCAACCUCUAGUUCGUCAGACGACAUGGGAAUUGCAAACAAAGAUCUUUUGAACUUGGAGCUUAAGAACUCUACAUCUUCAUCCCUAGAUUCAACUCUUCUUGUUUUCCCUAAAAAGGACUUACCUCCACAGAGCUCAACUUCUGGUGAAAAGCUUGUAACAAGUUCAAUUCCUAAAAGCCAAGUACUUGGGAAAGUGAGGGACUUCUUGGGAGUAAUGGCUGAAGCUAACAAAAAGCUGCAAACUGAUGCUAAGGAGAAUUCUGGCAAGGACUAUGAUAUCGAAGCUCUUACUGGGAAUGAAAAGGAAUACAUUGAAAUGGAUUUGAUUGUGGGUGUGGCUGAUCUUCAUACGCCAGAAGCCGUGGCUGCAGCUGAAUCUGCCUUGGUUGGCUCUCAACAAGUGAUCAAUUUAGCUGGUACAGGUAGUGGGUCUGACACAGAAAGCAGCGAAGAUGAGGAUGAAGAGAUGACAGAAACUGGGGCCGAGGAUUCAAAGUCACAAAAAGCUGGUUCUCCAAGUAACGGGCAACGGAAAAAACGGCCAAAUAUUAUUGAGCUCCUCUGAGCUAACUCUUUUCUAGUCGUGCCUCUAACUUGUACCAUAUCAUACUAUAUUUUGAGUAUGACAACCUAUGGAUUGCUUCUUAUAGAAUAUGAUAGCUACACCAAGGGCCUCAAAGGCUGUGAUUCGUCAGGUCGCGGUUUAACUUGUCAGGUAUUAAGAGAAAAAGGUGCAUGUAGAGUGUGUUGGCCGGACCUAAUACACAUAGAUGUAACUUAAAUUUUUUAAUGACCAAACUUGAUAUUAGGCCACUUAGCUGGUGUUUUCAUAGAUGUAUAUUGUUGUGUUUCCAUGCUGUUGCUGUAGACUUGUAAUACUUUUGGGUGUUCCUGUGUCAAAUGACUAAUUUGAGCUGAUUCUGUGAA